AUGGUAUCAUGGGCAAGGUCAUUUACUGAAGUUUCAAGAAGUGGAUCAGAUAAUCAAGAAACCCGAUCCAUUGAGGUAUUUCCACAAGUACAGGAUGUUAAGUUUCAGGACAUCAGCUAUGGUGCUGAUCUCAUCGAUCUAACAGCUCCAUUUCAUGAUGCAAUGUCGCUUGUCCCUCAUAUCCUCACUAGACCAGAAAACUAUGCGAUAUGGUGUAGAUCCAUGAGGAUCGCAUUGCUUGGGAAGAAUAAAGAUAUGGGAAAUGGACUUCCAUAUGCACAGACUGCAUUCCAUAUUUGGACAGAUCUAAAAGAAAGAUUUCACAAAGUCACCGGUUCAAGAAUCUUUGUAGUAUAUCGUGAGAUUAAUUCCCUAGUUCAAGUUUCUUUGACUGUUUCAAGCUAUUAUACGAACUUGAAAGAAUUAUGGGAGGAGCAAUCAGUAUUAGUUGCCAUCCUGACAUGCAAAUGUGAAGUUUCAAAGGUGUAUGUUGACUUAAUCCAGCAACAAUGUCUUCUCCAAUUCCUUAUGGGGCUUAGUGAAUCAUAUGGACAGGGAAGAAGUCAAAUUCUCUUAAUGUCUCCUCUCCCUUUUGUGAAUCAGGCAUACAAUAUGAUCAUGAAAGAUGAGAUGUAG
Messenger RNA from Prosopis cineraria, 636 nucleotides. RefSeq lists its product as uncharacterized. The record is from RefSeq and is a predicted model, not a curated record. Lineage: Eukaryota; Viridiplantae; Streptophyta; Magnoliopsida; Fabales; Fabaceae. The transcript is spliced from 3 exons. Bases 1 to 636 code for a protein of 211 amino acids.